GCUACGUUCGCCGCUGGGGGGAGGAGCUGAGAGGCAUGAUGAACACGUUCGUUGUCGCGGUGAAGUCCGUGAGCCGCAAAAGUGAACUCGUGUGCGGCGUCUUCUGGCCCAAGCAGGUCUACGAGCAACGCGAGGGGCACGCUCUUCCAGCGUCAUUGGUGACGUCCCACAUUCAUAACGGCAAAGAGAUGAAGGGAGUCUUCAGGAACGAGGACGAGUUCGGGUGCCCGCCUGGAUGUUACCGCGUGUCCGAAGAGUCGUUGGAGAAGGUGGAGCAACACACUAUGGUCGAGAACGACCAGACAGCUGCUCGUGGGCGGACACAAGUCAACGAGACGUACAGGGGCCUCGCGCAGGUGGCAGCUCUCGGAGUUAGUGCGCAGCAGAAUCCAGAUGGCGGUGCUUGCGCGAUCACAGUGACUGGCGGCUCAUUCUCAGACGACCUGGACAUGCUUUUCACGGAUGUCGGGCCCCACGGUCGCCGUUCGAGUGGUGGCGGCCGCGGUGGCGCUGGCAACCGCGGCGGCGGGGCUGGUCGCAGCGCGGGCAGAGGGCGCGGCGGCGGCUGUGGCGGCGCUGGUGGCGGCGACCGUGGCGGCGCGACUGCCGCGGCCAACUUGCUGGCCCUCGCGGGCCAAACGCUGCUGAAGGCCACCCAGACCGUGUCAAUGCUGACAGACGGGAAUCUGAACGAGGGCGUGAACUCCAAGCGGAUCCAGAAGAUGAUCGCCGAAGUCGAGAGUCGCAUGGUCGGUAAAUACACCGCUGCAUUUGCUGGCGACCUGGUCCUGCCCGGCGCAG
This is a messenger RNA of Prorocentrum cordatum, 801 nucleotides long. The record is from the annotation of a GenBank genome assembly. Lineage: Eukaryota; Dinophyceae; Prorocentrales; Prorocentraceae.